Molecule: messenger RNA, 1233 nt
Organism: Klebsormidium nitens
Lineage: Eukaryota; Viridiplantae; Streptophyta; Klebsormidiophyceae; Klebsormidiales; Klebsormidiaceae
Source: the annotation of a GenBank genome assembly
AUGGAUGUCAUCUCUACCAAGGUCGAAAGUAGGACUGACAAAUUUGACGAGCGGCUGGACGCGGUGCGCGAAGACGUCUUCGCGCAGGAAUUGACCGCACAAACGCUGGGCUCCAGCAGCGGGCCAGUGCUUUCCCGGUUGACUCUCCCCGCGCCAUACUUGGUGAACAGCUUUCUGAUGAACAACGCCACAAAUCUGUUCAACCCCCUGUUUGGAGCGGAGGGCCCCCGACCUCUCCAGGUCAUCAAGUGCCAACCAAAACUUAGAAGCACGAAGAAAAGCGUUGGACCUGCCUACGAGUUCUACCAAGUGCAGGCACCUGACACGGCGUGCAACUUUCCGCCCCCAGUAGAGACUGUUGUGCAUCAUCACCACGUGGGUUCCUUUAAGUACUGGGCUUCGUUCAUAGCAGUCUACGUAAGCUUGUCUUUUUUACUCCUCUCUACCGUGAUUCUGGGGGUCCCUUUCGCUGCCGGUACUUUUUUGGAAAACCGCUGGAAAGCGAGUCCGCCGGAAGAGCCCUCCGCUCCGGAUCUGGAAGCGCCUGCGUCGGAACCACAAGCGGCACCCCAAGAGGCAGCGGGCGGGGAUCCGUUCGCGGAACCUGAUUAUGAAUCAGAAAUGGAAGCGGACGCGGAAGAGCGUGUGAAAAGUAUGGCCUCGCGUGAGCACGCCAGUAAUCUCAUCACAUCCUAUGAUAUGCUCUCCUUGAUCUUCAUCCUGGUGGCAACUGCCUUCACGACCUCCGCGGCAAUGAAGGAGAUGUUCCCAAAGACGACCAUUCAGCGCCUGGGGCCGGUUGCUUUGCCGGACCCCUCACAGGGCCUCAACCAGUUCCUAAAAGAGAUGGACGGAAGCUUAAGCUUGGAGCUGUGCAAAACGCCAAAGAUGAGCUUCUACGUGGGCUUUCCGGACAACUGCGAACGCUUGGGCGACCCGUACGGCGGCAUCGAGGCGCCCGCGAAAACCGGACCCUCGAAGUCGAAGCGGUUCCUCCUUGUGUGGCUGACAAAAUUGGGGUCCCUUCACCUGUACUUGGCAGCCUUUUGGGUCGUCAUUCUGAGCGUCGCGGGAAAUGUGGCGCUUGUUCUCCUCUUCCUCGGGACGUGCGAGGCCGACCAGCUGAAAGAAGUAGCCUCUGCUCUGCGUGUGGAGCUUAUAGAACGGAAGGGAGAAAUCGAGACUGAAAUGGGCAAACGUCCCAUUCGAAUAAGUGGUGAACUCUGUCAAUAA